AAUUUUAUCAACAAAUAUCGCUCUGAUCUGUUCAGGUAAUCUACGAGUAUUGAUUAGAUACCAGGGCGGAAGGUAUACCGGUCAUAUGUGGUGCACUGCUGUAAAUUCUUAUUAUGGUAGGAAGCAGCAUGUCGAAUUUACGUGGACUCUUUCUUUUGGGAUGUAUUCUCUGUUGUUUGAAAGGUUCACUUACAGUUAGUUUGACUAUCACGACAAAUCCUGUAAACACUACCACUACCACUACUACAACUGCUACUACAACUACUGCAACUCCCACAACUACCACAACUCCCUCAACUACUAUAACUUUUACAACUACUAAAACUCCCACAACUACCACAGUUCCUACAAUUUCCACAGCUCCUUCAUCUCUGACAAUUCCCACAGUUCCCACAACUACCACAACUCCCACAACUACCACAACUCCCACAACUACCUCAACUCCCACAACUACUACAACUCCCACAACUACUACAACUCCCACAACUACUACAACUCCCACAACUACUACAACUCCCACAACUACUACAACUCCCACAACUACUACAACUCCCACAACUACCACACCUCCCACAACUACUGCAGCUACUGCAAAUCCCACAACUGCCACAACUGCCACAACUCCCACAACUACUACAACUCCCACAACUACCACAACUCCCACAACUACUACAACUCCCACAACUACCACAACUCCUACAAAUAUUACAACUCCCACAACUACUACAACUCCUACAACUACUACAACUCCCACAACUACCACAACUCCCACAACUACUACAACUCCCACAACUACUACAACUCCCACAACUACUACAACUCCCACAACUACUACAACUCCCACAACUACUACAACUCCCACACCUCCCACAACUACUGCAGCUACUGCAAAUCCCACAACUGCCACAACUGCCACAACUCCCACAACUACUACAACUCCCACAACUACCACAACUCCCACAACUACUACAACUCCCACAACUACCACAACUCCUACAAAUAUUACAACUCCCACAACUACUACAACUCCUACAACUACUACAACUCCCACAACUACCACAACUCCCACAACUACCACAACUACUGCAACUACUGCAAAUACUACAACCCCCACAACUACUACAUCUCCUACAACUACUACGACUCCCACAACUACCACAACUCCCACAACUACCACAACUCCCACAACUACUACAACUCCCACAACUACCACAACUCCCACAACUACUGCAACUACUGCAAAUCCCACAACUCCCACAACUACUAUAACUUCUACAACUACUGGGGCUCCUAUUCCUAAAACUACUACAACUCCUACAAUUCCUACAACUACUGCAACUCUUAUAACUUCUUCAACUCCUACAAUUACUAUAACUACUGUAACUACCACAACUCCCACAACUACCCCAACUACCACAACUUCCACAACUACUGCAACUUCCACAACUAUCACAACUCCCACAACUACUAUAACUUCUACAACUACUGGGGCUCCUAUUCCUUCAACUACCACAACUCCUACAACUACUGCAACUUCCACAACUACUGCAACUCCCACAAUUCCUACAACUACUGCAACUCUUAUAACUUCUUCAACUCCUACAAUUACUAUAAUUACUGCAACUCCCACAACUACUGUGACUCCUACAACUACUGUAACAACCGACGAAUAUCUAACGACUACAUCGGAAACACCACGGGAAACAACGGUGACUGAGGUUACAACUGCUGAAAUUAUAACGACGUCACAGAUACCCACAACUCUACCAGAUAUUGUAAAUCUAGAUGUAUUGAUAGAACACUCGCCGAUUAUUGAAGAACUUGAGCACGGCUUCGUUAUGUGUUCCUUCAAUUCUACACAGAAUUUCUCGAUUGGAACAGUCAACUUUACUUGGUAUAAGAAUGGAGUGAAACUGCAAAAUUCAUCAAUUUUGUCGAUCUCCUCAAAUUGUGACUUCAUAUAUUGUUCUUCAGCUAUAGAUUUUCGUCCAAUCAGCAUUCUUGUGGAAGGACUAUAUACUUGUAACGUGGAAGCAGACGUUCCUGGAAUAUAUUAUAACGGAACAGCAGAAAUGAAUAUAGAAUUGAAACAGAUGCCUGUUCUGGUGAUGCGGCCUAUCAGCACAGUUGUAGCGGAGACCGAAUCAGUUGAUAUCAACUGCCACAUCAGAAAUGUGGAGGAAGCAUAUUUUGAUUCAAAUGACACCAUGCUAAAGUUGUGCUUUGCCAACGGGACGGAAAUACAUAGGUUUACCGGAGACAUGUACAAUCAGUCUUAUCGAUUUGAUGGACGUUUCAGCGAGAAUUUUACGUGUGGGCUCGGAAACUGUACUCAAUUUGGGGUAUCCUCCAGAAUUACUGUGACGGGAAAAGAGACCACGUUAUGCCCUUCAGUCAAUAUAUGGCCCAGUACACUUUCAGAACACGACGCCACGGCCCCUUGUCCUUCCGGAUAUACAGGUACACAAAAAAGAACAUGUGGCAAAGACGGUAAAUGGGGGGAAAUAAAUGCAGAUACGUGUAAGCAAGAGAAGUUAGAGAAGUUAGAAAAUGCUUUGAACAUUUCGCCAAACAUCUCCGAAUCUAUGGUCGAAUCAUCUCUAUCAACUAUAUCUGAUAUCGUCAAUCAAACGUCCUCGCCUGGGGAAAAGGGCAUGGCAAGUGUGGAUAUCGUACAGAGCGUUAAUCUUAUAGCCAAGAUAUCACAGAAAAACAUCACAUUUACAGAUCAGAAGGCUGCUGAGAAAACAGCAGAGACAUUCAUGGGUGUUGUCAGUAAUCUACUGGGCACAGGAAAAGAUCACGUGACAACUAAGAACAAGACACAAGGGAAAGAAGUUACGGGUCAAAUAUUAUCGUCUGUGGACGGAUUCGCAAAGUCGGUAACGAAAGCUCUUACAGUGAAUCAGAGCGUAACAGUGAAGAGGGACAAUCUUUUGUUGAACAUCGAACGGAUUCCAAAACAGAAAAUAGUAUUUCCGAAAGAAACAGAAAAUGCAGUUGACGAUGGUACAAAGUUCACGUUACCAGAAGAUGCACUGGGAGACAUAACAGAUGUUGCAUUUACAGCUGUAAAAUAUGAUAAUUUUGGAUCAGAGUUUGAUACGGCAGGAAGUAGCAGGAAUUCAUCACUAGGCUCUAGCGUUUUAUCACUAACUCUGGAAAAUGUGAAAGAAAUUAUGAAAAAUAUCUCACUCACUUUCGAGCAAAAUUCCAGAAAUGCAUCAGUAAAUACCACGUCAGAGUGUGUCUUCCUAAAUAAACCAGAACACUCUUGGAACAAUACCGGAUGCAGUGUUCUUCAUUCCAACAGUUCAUAUACGACUUGUACGUGUAGCCAUUUGACCAGCUUUGCUAUAUUGAUGAGUGUAGACUUUGGUGAAGAUAAUAAGACACCACCACCGGAUGAUCAAAGGCUGACUAUGAUUUCUAAUAUCGGAUGCAGUUGCUCCAUCGUUGGCUCGUUGGCAACGAUUUUUAUUUACCUUUAUUUUUGGAGAUAUAUGAAAUCACGGCGUUCCGUCUUGAUUAUCAACCUUUGUCUGGCUAUGUUUAUCGCUUACAUGUUGUUUCUGUCAGCAAAGGACAAAACCGAAAACCAUAUUGGAUGUGUCGUUAUUGCUGCCCUUCUGCAUUACUUCUUCCUGGCUAUGUUUUGCAUCAUGUUGGCGCUUGGGAUCGAUCUUGCAGUAGCUGUACUUGAUGUGUUCAACUCCAGAUCAAGUUCUGCCUUUCUACUGCUAUUAGGCUGGGGUCUACCAGCUGUUAUUGUGGCAGUAACCUUGGGGGUAACAGAAACGCGUGGAUUUGGAAAUACGGAAGUUUGCUGGCUCGCGAGGACAACACGAUACGGAUUCAUUGUUCCAGCACUGGUUAUUAUUCUGAUAAAUUUUGCCAUUCUUGUUGUGGCAAUGAGAGCUUUGUUCUCUUCAUCAUUUAUGAUAAAGAAAUCAAUCAGAGAUAAAGCGAGGAGCGGAAUACGAGGAACAUGUGCGUUAUUACCUGUCCUUGGAUUAACCUGGGUAUUCGGAAUUCUCUACAUAGAUGAAAAUACGAUUAUUUUCGGGUAUCUGUUUGCUGUAUUUAAUUCAUUACAGGGACUGUUCAUUUUCCUAUUCCAUGUCCUGUUAAACAAUCAGGUUCGAAAAGCAAUAUCAAGAAAAAUACAGAAAUAUGAAUCAAGAACACUAACAACAAAAUCAUCGAAACAUAAGUCUGAAUCCAAAUCAAAUUCUAAAGAUCUGCACAGUGAUGAUGAGGUUAAAGAGUCCCAAAACAACUCCGGCGUGGUUCUUCUUCCAAGAAUCAAUCUGUCGAAUCCAGUUCGCCGAACAACAUACACAUCAUUUUAACUUCUCAAUGGCUAUGUUCUUCAUUUGUUGUCAAUUUCCUGAAGGAUACAUACAUCUGUAUUGUUGUGACAUGAACUACUUGUAAGCAGAUUUUUUAAAGAUAAAAUUGCUUAGUGGACAAAGCGUGUAUUUGCAUGAAUGUCGAAUACUGUUCCUAUAAUGUAAAACCUAUACGGUACCAAUUUUGAUGCACCAGAUGCGUAUUUCGACAAAUAAUGUCUCUUCAGUGAUGCUCAACCGAAAUGUUUGAAAUCCGAAAUAACUAUGAAGUUUUGGAGCUAAAUAUAGCCAAAAACAGCGUGCCAAAAAAGUGGAGCCAAAUUCGUCCAAGUAUAAGAGCUAUGCAUGAGGGAGAUAAUCCUUAAUUUUGAAAUGAAUUUCUAAAUUUUAUAACAGCAAUUAAAUAUACAUCCACAUUUUCAAGCUAGUAACGAAGUACUUAGCUACUGGGCUGUAGAGACCCUCGGGGACUAACAGUCCACCAGUAGAGGCCUCGACCCAGGGGUCAUAAUGUAAAACUUAUACGGUACCAAUUUUAACGUCUGAACCCUCACCUAUUCUACAUGUCUGUUUAAGGUCUAUGUUGUAAUUCCUCAUCAGAUGCUUUGUUUAUAUGGAUACCUCUGAUGAAUGUAACAAGUAAAUCAAGUACCAUAUUUGUUUUUUAAUUAUUCAAUUAUUUAUCUAGUUUGUAUAGCAUGUUUUGUUGCAUUUUGUAUUUAGAAAAAAUCACACAUUUAUUUUUGCAUAAUACUGUUGUCUUGUUAAAACAUUGUAUAAAUUGAUAGAUAACUCACAUUUCAA
Molecule: messenger RNA, 5156 nt
Organism: Ostrea edulis (European flat oyster)
Lineage: Eukaryota; Metazoa; Mollusca; Bivalvia; Ostreida; Ostreidae
Exons: 26
Coding region: 114-4352 (1412 amino acids)
Biological process (GO): adenylate cyclase-activating G protein-coupled receptor signaling pathway; cell surface receptor signaling pathway
Cellular component (GO): membrane
Molecular function (GO): G protein-coupled receptor activity
Source: RefSeq, a predicted model, not a curated record